This is a messenger RNA of Lonchura striata (white-rumped munia), 1386 nucleotides long. Lineage: Eukaryota; Metazoa; Chordata; Aves; Passeriformes; Estrildidae. The record is from RefSeq and is a predicted model, not a curated record.
AUGCCAUUCGAGGAGUCAGCAUUUAAACUUUGGGACCUCCUUAAGCACAAAGCUGAGCGAGAAGCAGCCCCUCUCCUGGAUGACACCAUGAGUGUGCACCAGGAGCCACACGUGGUGCUGGAAGUUGGGGACUCAGGGCUCCAGAAGACAGCACAGCUGAUGAAGCCCCGGGUGUCACUGCAGGACUCCACCCUACGCAAGGGCGAUUUCUCCCUGCGGAUCGUCCCCGUCCGCAGCAAGGACGCUGGGCUCUACGAGGCACAGGUGAAAUACAAGACAGAGGUGCACAGCUGCCACGUGGAGCUGGGGGUGAUCACAGUGACCCUCAGUCCACCCAGUCCUGUAAUAGAAAGUGAGCUGCUCCUGAUGAGCUGCAACUCCAGCCACCGGGCCAGCCUUGUGGAAACAUGCUGGUUCCACAAGGAGCACCCGGGCCCCACCUCCAGGACCUUCUGCUCCUUGUCCGGGACUCUCUCCAUCCUCCAUCCAGCCAUGAGUGAUGCGGGCUCCUGGCGCUGCCAGCUUCGGUACUCUGAUAAGGAGAUCAUUUCUGCCACAUUCAACCUGCAAAUUCUAGGUUUUGAUGGCCCAACCAACCCUGUGGUCUAUGCAGCAGCUGGCUCUGCAGCCGAUCUACCGUGCAGUCUGAGCUACCUGCCCAGAGCCUUUGGGAUGAGUGUGGUGGCAGCCCAGUGGAGCCACCUCGCAGGAGGACAUUUGGAAGACAGGGGCAUUUCCCAGAACCUGAGCAGCAGAAGCUUCCCCCUGCAUCUCCCCACGGUGGGGCCGGGUGAGGCAGGGCAGUACCGCUGUGCUGUCUCUGUGGGUCACAGGACAAUCAGCAGGAACGUGACCUUGGCCGUGCUUACAGUGACUCCGAGCAUCCAAGGCCCAGUGUCAGAGGGGAAUCGUUUCCUGCUCAUCUGCAGCCUCACGCACUCCCAGGGACACGAGCAUUUCCAGUGGACACACCUUGGCUCAGCCCCCACUAAGAGCAAGCUGGCUGUGGCUACUCCCCAGAGCUUGGAGGGCCACGGUUCCCGGAUGGGACCUGCCUUGGAAAUACCCCAAGUGUCACAAAAGGACACGGGCACCUGGGAAUGCAGUGUGCAUGGCCCAGAAGGCAGACUGGGGGCAGUGGAGUAUGACCUGCAGAUCACAGGUGCCCAGGUGUCCAUCAUUCCCUCUGUCUUAAGUGGGCAGAUUACUUUUGGGCUCACAGUCACCCUCUUCUUCCUGCUUGCUGUUUGUGUUGUGGCUCUGGCCCUACAAAAAAGGGCACGGACUCCUGCCUUCCCAGCACUGGAAGGGAUGUUUGCAGUCAAUGUGCCAUGGAAGCCCAUGGAGGAAAAGCAGAAAGGGAAGACCCAGCAAACGGAGUGCUGA